Molecule: messenger RNA, 1557 nt
Organism: Auxenochlorella protothecoides
Lineage: Eukaryota; Viridiplantae; Chlorophyta; Trebouxiophyceae; Chlorellales; Chlorellaceae
Product: Serine hydroxymethyltransferase, mitochondrial
Exons: 3
Coding region: 1-1557 (518 amino acids)
Biological process (GO): tetrahydrofolate interconversion; folic acid metabolic process; L-serine catabolic process
Cellular component (GO): cytoplasm
Molecular function (GO): pyridoxal phosphate binding; zinc ion binding; serine binding
Source: RefSeq, a predicted model, not a curated record
AUGCAGGGCGUCGCCUUCGCCCAGCUCGGCGCCAGCGCGGCUCGCCCACAGGGUGCGCCGGCCCAGCGUGGCAUCCAGCGCCUGGCGUCCCGGCCUCACCAGGCACGCCUGGUCGCUCAGGCUCCCAGCCGGACGGCCUGCCGCGCCUCCACCCUGGAGCGCAAGGGUGCGCCCGGCUAUGAGCUGGACGCCAGCGCCAUGUUUUUCGAGGACGGGUCCCUGGACGAGGUGGACCCGGAGAUCGCCUCCAUCAUCCGCCAGGAGAAGCGGCGCCAGGUGACGGGCCUGGAGCUGAUCGCCAGCGAGAACUUCACCUCCCGCGCCGUCAUGGCGGCGGUGGGCUCCUGCAUGACCAACAAGUACAGCGAGGGUCUGCCCGGCGCGCGCUACUACGGUGGCAACGAGUUCAUCGACCAGGCCGAGUCGCUGUGCCAGUCGCGCGCGCUGGCGGCCUUCGGCCUGGACCCCGCAGAGUGGGGUGUGAACGUGCAGCCCCACUCCGGCUCCCCUGCCAACUUUGCGGUGUACACCGCCCUGCUCAAGCCCCACGACCGCAUCAUGGGCCUGGACCUGCCCCACGGCGGCCACCUGACGCACGGCUUCUGGACGGCCAAGCGCCGCGUCAGCGCCACCAGCGUCUACUUCGAGUCCAUGCCCUACCGUCUGGACGAGGCCACGGGGCUGGUGGACUACGAGGCCCUGGCGCGCAGCGCCGCCCUCUUCCGCCCGCGCCUGAUAAUCGCUGGCGCCUCGGCCUACUCCCGCGACUUCGACUACGCCCGCAUGCGCGGCAUCGCCGACGCGUCGGGGGCCUACCUCAUGGCCGACAUGGCCCACAUCUCGGGCCUGGUGGCCGCGGGGGUGGUCGCCUCGCCCUUCCACCACGCCGACGUGGUGACCACCACCAGCCACAAGAGCCUGCGCGGCCCGCGCGGCGGCCUCAUCUUCUUCCGCAAGGCCCUGGAGGCGGCCAUCAACCAGGCCGUGUUCCCAGGCAUCCAGGGCGGGCCACACAACCACACCAUCUCGGGGCUCGCCGUGGCCCUGAAGCAGGCCGCCAGCCCCGAGUUCCGCGCCUACCAGCAGCAGGUGGUCGCCAACGCGCGGGCCCUGGCAGCCAGGCUGCAGAAGCUGGGGUACACGCUGGUCUCCGGCGGCACCGACAACCACCUGCUCCUGGUGGACCUGAAGCCGGCGGGCAUCGACGGCGCGCGCGCGCAGCACGUGCUGGAUGCCGUCCACAUCACGUUGAACAAGAACAGCGUGCCCGGCGACCGCUCCGCGGUCAUCCCCGGCGGCGUGCGCAUCGGGUCGCCCGCACUGACCACGCGCGGCCUGCGCGAGACCGAUUUUGAGCGCGUGGGCGACAUGUUCCACGCCGCCAUCGGCAUCGCGCGCGACCUGGCCGCCUCCACGCCGGGCGAGGGCAAGCUGCGCGACUUCGUGGCACACCUGGAGGCGCAGCGCGGCCAGCGUGCUGACCUGGCCGCGCUGGCGGCCGAGGUCGAGGAGUUCGCGUCGGCCUUCCCCAUGCCCGGCGUCCCGGGCGGACUCUGA